CGUGAAAGACGGUGUUAACGUCGAUAGCUACUAUUCAAAUCGUUCAGUAACCCGAAUGUCAGUCGAUAUCUGUAAAUUCGAUGGCCAGGAUGAACAAGGUCUUCCAAUUCACGUGUCGCAGAACGUGGGACUCCUGGAAACGUAUCGAUACAUUAUGGAGGAUGCAGCAGAUCCCCGAGUAGCGGACUGGUUUUUAAUGGGUAGCCCAGUUCCAUUGUUAGGAAUUAUAUCCCUUUACCUCGCGUUUGUUCUCCGUCUCGGUCCACUUUAUAUGAAGAACCGAAAGCCGUUCAACUUGAACAAGCUCAUGAUAUUUUAUAACAUUUUUAUGGCGACCGCAAGCGCUGCCGUAUUUUAUGGGCUUCUUACGUCUGGCUUUACCACGAAAUUUUCUUUAGGAUGUGAAAUUCAUGUUGUUUCGCAUGAUGCUGAAUCAUAUCGCAUGGCGCGAUGGAUAUGGAGGCUUUUAAUAUUAAAACUUUUCGAGCUGGGCGAUACAGUAAUUUUCAUCCUCAGAAAAAAAUUCAAUCAAGCAACCUUCCUUCACAUUUACCAUCACACUUCUACCGUUCUCCUUUCAUGGAUAACGUGCAAAUUUGUGCCAGGUGGCAUGUGGACGUUCCCGAUUAUGCCAAACUGUAUAGUGCACGUGAUUAUGUACACCUACUAUCUCCUUGCUUGCUUGGGCCCAGGAAUGCAAAAGAGGAUCGCACCUUGGAAACAAUACAUUACAGGAUUACAAAUGAUCCAAUUCGUUAUUAUGAUAGGCCACACAUGUCAAACUUUGUUUCCAUCCUGCGAGCCAAAUCGAAAACCGGUGGCUUACAUCUACAUGUCUCAAAUACUUACUAUGUUCUACAUGUUCUGCGACUACUACAAGAAAUCGUAUCUCAGAAAAAAGACGCAGUAA
This is a messenger RNA of Nomia melanderi (Alkali bee), 910 nucleotides long. Its product is annotated as very long chain fatty acid elongase 7. Gene Ontology annotation, biological process: fatty acid elongation, polyunsaturated fatty acid; very long-chain fatty acid biosynthetic process; fatty acid elongation, monounsaturated fatty acid. The record is from RefSeq and is a predicted model, not a curated record. Gene Ontology annotation, cellular component: endoplasmic reticulum membrane. Gene Ontology annotation, molecular function: fatty acid elongase activity. NCBI's taxonomy places the organism in Eukaryota, Metazoa, Arthropoda, Insecta, Hymenoptera, Halictidae.